AUGCGCGCGUCCAUAAUCGACGCGCACGUGCACGUGUGGCCGAGCGCGGAGGAUUUCGCGUACGAAGACGGCAAAGCGCCUCCAGUUCCCGGGGCGGCGAAUGAGCUCAUCGCCGCGAUGGACGCCAACGGCGUGCGCGCGGCGAUGAUCGUGCAACCGAUAAACCUAGGGUUCGAUCACACGUACGUAGAGCGUGCGUUGGAGACGCACGCCAAUCGCUUCGUGGGGAUGUGUCUGGCGAACCCGAGCGCGGGAGACGCCGGCGUCGAGGCGUUGGAGAAGCUCCUCGCGGGACGUUUUCGCGGCGUCCGAUUCAAUCCAGGGCUAUGGCCGAAUGGCAAGGGUAUGGAUGGCGAAAUAGGGAGAAAAAUGAUGCGCGCGUGCGCGGCGCGAACGCCGCCCGCGGUGGUGGGUUUCAUGUGCUUCAACGGACUUGAUUUGCACGUGGACGAAAUUCGCGCUCUUCUCAAAGCGGAACCGACGGUGCCGGUGCUGAUCGAUCACUUCGGAUUCACCAAGGGCGUGGAUGAUCCGAACUUUGAGUUGUUACAGGCGCUCGGGCGAGACUUCCCACAAGUGAGCGUGAAGGUUUCGGCGCAUUUCCGCGUGCGCAUAGAAACGAGCGACGGAGGCGACUCGACCGCGACGCAAUUGCGCGAGCUCGUCAAGGUGUUCGGUCCACAUCGAUUGAUCUGGGGGUCGGACUACCCUUUCGUCACCGCCGAGGAGGGAGGCUACGCCGACGCGGUUCGAGUGCUCGAGCGGCAAAUAGGCGACGACGAUCCCGCGCUCCUCGCGAAUAUUAGAGGCGAUAACUUUUUACGCCUGUUUCCUGGGGCGCUCGGCGAGGCGUAG
Molecule: messenger RNA, 855 nt
Organism: Ostreococcus lucimarinus CCE9901
Lineage: Eukaryota; Viridiplantae; Chlorophyta; Mamiellophyceae; Mamiellales; Bathycoccaceae
Exons: 1
Coding region: 1-855 (284 amino acids)
Biological process (GO): secondary metabolic process
Cellular component (GO): cytoplasm
Molecular function (GO): carboxy-lyase activity; hydrolase activity
Source: RefSeq, a predicted model, not a curated record